GUGUUUAUUCCGUCUCUUUUCCUUCUCCGAUAAAAGCAAUGGAGAGAGAGAACCAAACGACAUCUCUAAGUUCUCCUUUGAUUCAAAUCUCCGGCGAAGACGGAUUCUCCAAAGUUGGCACAGAGCUAAACAAGCAAAAAGAGUAGAAACAAGUGAGGUUUGUGAAGAAGUGAAGAAGCAAAUAUGGCUUGCAGGGCCAUUAAUAUCUGUGAAUCUACUAAAUUUCUGCUUACAAGUUAUAUCCGUCAUGUUCGUUGGGCAUCUAGGCGAACUUGCUCUCUCUGGUUCUUCUAUGGCCACAUCUUUUGCAACAGUGACUGGUUUUAGCUUAUUGCAAGGAAUGGCCUGCGCAUUGGAGACCUUAUGUGGCCAAUCAUAUGGAGCAAAACAACACCGCAUGUUGGGGAUACAUAUGCAAAGAGCCAUGCUAGUUCUUAUGACAGUUAGCAUUCCACUUGCCAUUGUUUGGGCCAACACAAGUUCCAUUCUAAUGGCCCUAGGACAAGAUCCUGAAAUAUCUGUAGAAGCAGGACUUUAUGCUCAGUUCAUGAUUCCAAGUCUUUUUGCUUAUGGUCUUCUCCAAUGCCUCAACAGAUUCUUACAGACACAAAAUCUUGUGUUUCCGAUGGUGUUCAGUUCUGGAAUUACCACUUUACUGCAUAUUCUUCUAUGUUAUAUUAUGGUAUUCAAAUCUGGACUAGGAAAUAGAGGCGCUGCCUUGGCAAAUUCCAUAUCUUAUUGGGUUAACGUUUUGAUACUGUCAUUGUAUGUGAAGUUUUCUCCUUCUUGUGCUAAAGCUUGGUCAGGCUUUUCAAAAGAAGCUCUGCAUAAUAUUCCCACUUUUCUGAGACUUGCCAUUCCUUCUGCCGUUAUGGUUUGCUUGGAAAUGUGGUCGUUUGAAAUGAUGGUUCUCUUAUCUGGUUUGCUCCCAAAUCCAAAGUUGGAAACAUCAGUGCUAUCUAUCUGCCUUAACACAGCAUCGGUUGUAUGGAUGAUUCCCUUUGGUCUUAGUGGAGCUGUAAGCACUCGAGUCUCAAAUGAACUGGGAGCCGGUCAUCCACUUACUGCUCGAUUAGCAGUGUGUGUCGUGGUAGUAAUGGCCAUUAUUGAGGGAAUCUUAGUUGGAACAGUGUUGAUAUUAAUACGCAAUGUUUGGGGAAAAGCUUACAGUAAUGAAGAAGCAGUAACUAAAUAUGUAGCAACCAUGUUGCCAAUUCUUGCAGUAUCCAACUUUCUGGAUGGACUCCAAUGUGUUCUUUCAGGCACCGCAAGAGGAUGCGGUUGGCAGAAAAUUGGAGCUUUUGUCAACCUUGGGUCAUAUUAUCUAGUCGGGAUUCCAUCAGCUGUUUUGCUUGCUUUUUUCUUGCACAUUGGUGGCAAGGGACUUUGGCUGGGGAUCAUAUGCGCACUCGUCGUUCAAGUGUUAUCCUUCUCAAUAAUCACUAUUCGUACUAACUGGGACCAAGAGGCAAUGAAAGCUAAAGAUAGAGUGUAUGGCUCAACAACCAUAGAGGGAAUAGUCUCCUAAAAUCGUCAGGUCAUUACAUAUGCUGACACUUUUGUGAAGGAAAAGUCUUUCACCAUCCUUUUGGCAUAAAAAAUGCCACAGAGAGCAUGCGAGGAAUUAUAGGAAAUGUUUGGCCUCAAAGAUAAUAAUCUCUGCGCUCACUUUUAGUUUCAACACGACUUAAUUGAAAAAUCUGGUUUUGUUCUAGUUUAAUGUAUUGAGAGAACAAAAGAGAGAAGAUUUUUAGAUGUCA
This is a messenger RNA of Neltuma alba, 1760 nucleotides long. RefSeq names its product protein DETOXIFICATION 16. Bases 248 to 1528 code for a protein of 426 amino acids. Lineage: Eukaryota; Viridiplantae; Streptophyta; Magnoliopsida; Fabales; Fabaceae. The record is from RefSeq and is a predicted model, not a curated record. The transcript is spliced from 8 exons. Gene Ontology annotation, cellular component: membrane. Gene Ontology annotation, molecular function: xenobiotic transmembrane transporter activity; antiporter activity. Gene Ontology annotation, biological process: xenobiotic detoxification by transmembrane export across the plasma membrane.